Messenger RNA from Halichondria panicea, 2736 nucleotides. RefSeq names its product protein O-GlcNAcase-like. The transcript has 12 exons. Lineage: Eukaryota; Metazoa; Porifera; Demospongiae; Suberitida; Halichondriidae. The record is from RefSeq and is a predicted model, not a curated record. The coding region runs from base 144 to 2633 and encodes 829 amino acids. Gene Ontology annotation, biological process: glycoprotein metabolic process. Gene Ontology annotation, molecular function: acyltransferase activity, transferring groups other than amino-acyl groups; beta-N-acetylglucosaminidase activity.
GUCAAUCCGGUCUGACAAGGGUUCAAAGGUCAACUCGACAGCGAAGCUGGUAUAUUUUUAUUACGCAUCGUGUGUGCAAUAAAAUUGUUGUUGAAGCUUAUAAACAUGUCUGUAGACAGAUAACAGUGUGUGAUAUACAUCAGAUGGCGGCAAGAAGUCAAAGACAAUUUCUAUGUGGAGUGGUUGAAGGCUUCUAUGGACGACCAUGGAGCCAUGAGCAGAGGUGUGAUCUAUUCACUCAUAUGUCGGUGUGGGGACUCAACGUGUACCUGUACGCCCCUAAAGACGAUGACAAGCAUCGUGCAUACUGGCGUGACCUUUACACCCUGGAGGAGGCCAACACUCUCUCCCUGCUCAUCCAGGAGUGCAGGGACAGAGGGGUACUGUUUAUAUACGCCAUUGCCCCGGGACUCGAUAUCACCUUCUCUAGUUGUGAAGACGUCACAUUACUCAAGAGAAAACUGGAUCAGGUGGCUGCUCUAGGCUGCAAAUCGUUUUCCAUGCUAUUUGAUGACAUAGAGUCUGACAUGUGUCCUGCCGAUGAGAAAGUGUUCCCCUCCUUUGCUCAUGCUCAAGUGACCAUCACUAACGACAUGUACACACACCUGGAACGCCCUGAGGCAUUCCUAUUCUGUCCAACAGAAUAUUGUGCCUCCCGGGCACUACCCACCGUGGCAGACUCCCAGUAUCUGCUACACAUUGGAGCCGAGCUGCAUCCUGACAUUGAUAUCAUGUGGACAGGUCCUAAGGUCAUAUCGAAGGUCAUAUCAGUCGAGUCCAUUGAAGAAUUGUCGGCAGUCAUUAAACGCCCACCUGUCAUCUGGGACAAUAUCCACGCCAACGACUACGAUCAACGCCGAUUAUUCCUCGGUCCAUACGACGGACGAUCCGUAGGUCUACUACAAAAACUUCGCGGUGUAGUAACGAACCCAAACUGUGAAUACGGUGCCAACUAUGUGGCCAUACACACCCUAGCCCAGUGGAGCAAGUGCUCCAAUACUCUCAACAAAAGAGCCUCCCCAACAAGACAAGCCAUGCUGCUCGAGAUGGAAGAAUCACCGGACCUAACCUCGCUGGAUAUUUCAAGUGAUAUAAAAUCUAAGGAAUGCGCACGUAGUGGGAACGGCGAUUCAUUUUACGACCCCAAAUUGGCACUGGUAGCUUCUCUCAAGGAUUGGUUCGCAGAGUUCAAAAUCCCACGACGCAAACCAGAACACUAUAAACCCGUGAAAGAUGCCGAGUCCAUAGCCAAGGCAAUAGAUGCUGAACAAAUGGGCUGCUCUGAUCAGGAAGAAAUAGGCAGUAGUGCAAUGGGUGUGCCCUCACCACCUAGAGUGGAGGGUGCUAUUGAAGAGGCUUCUAUAUCAGAGCAAUUCACAUUCAAAGAUCUCUGUCUAAUGGUAGACUAUUUUUUCCUUCCCCACCAGCACGGGGAACAGGCCUUGCACGUUUUGAAGGAGUUUUGCUGGCUUAAAGAGAAUGCGCCCGGGUAUAGUUUGCUGCAGAGCUACGAGAAGUUGAAGGGGUGUGAACCAGUGGACUGCGUGGGUGGAGUGGGCGGUGGUGUGAGGAGUGUGGAGAGAAUGGAGCCGGACGAUGGACUGCAGAGUGACGGUGAAACAUGCGACUCUCCUCUGGAGGAAGGGAUGAACUUAGUCGAUGUCUCCCGCUGGUGUGAAAGAGCUAAGAAGUUUCAUACUGUAUGUGCGUGCGUCAGUGACAUGUAUGCUCACCUGACCACCAUCCCCAACCGCCCACUCCUCUAUGACCUCUACCAGUACAGCUGGGAUGCCAAGGAGACCACAAUGCUCCUGGACUCCUAUGUGGCCUGGUUGGAGGCUGGUGGGAGUGAUGUCAACCCAGACCAUGAGCCCCAUGUUCCUAGGGGCGGGAUCACAGCUGAAAUGCAGCGGCUACUUCCUCAAGUUCGAGGCUCUAAGAAGCUUUAUGGGCGUGGUCACACUCCUCCCGAGCCCCCCUCCCCUGUGAUAUACACCAUACGCCCGUAUCGUCUUGACGACAAGGCCCUCGUCUAUCAGACCUGCCUGGAGACGGGAAACAGUGGGCGGGAUGCAACAGGGGACUUCCCCAACUUCCCUAACAUGCUGGGAGACAGGUUUGUUGGUCCAUACCUCACCCUCAGCCCUGACCUCUGCUUUGUUCUGGAGGAUGCCCUGGGUGUGUGCGGCUACAUGUUGGCCACGCUAGACUCUCAGGCUUUCUACAAGGCGUACCUGGAGGAGUGGCUACCACUCGUCACCAACGACUACCCAGUUCCCCCUCUGGAGGUCAGAGAGAAGGGACCCCACCCGGAGGAGGAGUUGCUCGAGGAUUUGUUCCGGCCUAGCUUCUUCCUCCCGCCUCGUCUCCAGCGUGACUACCCCUCUCACAUGCACAUCGACCUCAUGAAGAGGGCUCAGGGACAAGGAGUGGGCACACGCAUGCUCAAGACACUCCUCGCCACUCUCAAGGCUAAAGGGUCUCAUGGCGUACAUCUGGAAAUGAAUGCCCAAAACGAACGUGCAAAGAAAUUCUAUAAGAAGAUCGGUUUCAAGGUACUCAGAUUGGAUGCCGAUGCAUCUGGUAAAGGAUCACCACCCGAAGAUGUGCUUAUCUUAGGACGACUAUUGUGAACUAUGUAGAACAAUCAAUAUUCUAAUUUAUGUAUUCCUAAAAUUUUUUAAUUUUAUUGUACAUGCAUCUAGGGUUAUUAUAUAAUUAUCAAUUUUCUACAAA